AUAGAAACGACUAAGAGAUCAAAUUGGUAUGGUGACCUUUUCUUGACGUCCAGGCUGCACAAACGUCUUGCGGUGUGGGUAUCUCAGGUAUAGGUCUCAGCGAAGUGAAUGAAAGGUGGGGCAAGCAGCAGGCCAGGUGUAAAGACGACAGUUAAAGACAGUCAAUGUGCACAGCCACCCGCGCCUCCCGUGCCACCCGCGCCACCCGCUUGAAGUGUGGUGACGGUGGACCCAAGACACUGAGCACGUGAUGUCCUGAGCCUGCUGGUACAACAGGACACCGCUGGUUAGCGAGGGAUCUCCUAGUUGCCCCAUUUGCUAACUCUGGUCUCACUUCAAAGACUGUGCUGUGGGGAGAAGACUUACACCAUCAACUCUAGCUUUUCACACACUGAGUGACAUUAGGAAUAAAAAAUAUAGAGACGUAAAGAAAAUCAUCAGUUUCUUUGGUCUUUUAUGGACCAGAAGAAAUGAAUACUGUUUUGAAAUAAAGAAAAUUUGCUCAAGGAAACAACUGGAGUGAGAUGUGUUCAUGCUCAUCACAGUCUGGCAACCCGUUGCGGACCUGAACUUUCAUCUUGUCUAGAAACAAACGGGACAAGUUCAUUCAAUUUGCUUCACUCACUCUCUUCCCACUUCCACCAUCGGAGUCACCCUUGUGGUCAUAAAUACCGUUCAGCACUGCUUGCUGUUCAAGUCUCAGGCACUCGACCUUUCGUGUUCUCCACACCCUUCUCCAUCUCAUUUACAGUCUGAACCCCACGCUUUCACUGGCAGCCAAGAGUCGUUGUUGGCCAGGUAUGGACAUAGCCCACCCUCUUGUACCCUCCCCACCCUACACCACACAACCCCUUCACCUCCCAGCUCUGGCGUGGCGCCAAGUCACACAGUCGGUGUGAAAGGUCAGGUCGCGGGUCAGCGGGUGUCGUGAUUGCCUGCUGAAGGUGGGGCGAGAGACCAUGAGGAAAGAACAAUUCUUCAUUCUUCAGUUACGAAGGCAAUAGCAUAAGCACGUCGCUGCGGUUUUUUAUUAUUAUUUAAAAACCUGUAGACCACACGUAGCUGUGAAUAAAAACCCCGCAACUUUACUCAAGCCAAUACAACAUCUUGAAAACUUGAAGCUGUCGCCCCCAACGGCGAUGAUGUGUGUGAAACGAAGCGGAGACAUCGAAGAUCAAGAAUGGCAGUGAUAAUAUUUUCGUCUCUGGUGAUAACGGCGGCGAAGCCAAACCUGCAUUCUUGAAAGACAAUGCCAACUUCUGUCUGAAUAUGGCUUCUGAUUUUCCGAGGAUGGCAGUGGAAGCUUCUGUAGCUGACUCCUCAUGCGCACGCCCACGAAUGAUGAGUUCUCUCUCAUCGUCAAAGACAAGGCCAAAGAUGUUAAAAUCAUCAGUUGCUAAUGAAACAUCGUUAGUCUCGAAAGUUACUGAUGGUCGGUGUGACUUUCAAACUGGUCUCUCUCUAAGACCUGAAUUGGAUAUCAACCAGUUUCGUCUCUCUCUUCAAGCUCUGCCGCAGCUAGAUGAACCAGAGUCCGCGGACAUCGUCGAGUCGUCGACGCUGUCGUCCGACCUGAAGACUCUGGCUGCUAAUUUCAAAACGUCACCGUCAUUUGUCUCUCGCGAGAUAACAGAAGCUAUCAAAAGACAAGAAGUCGGAAACGGGGAUACAUGGUACUGGCAAACAAAACGGGUGAACGGAACUCCCGCUGUCAAGUCCGGGGUCUCGGGGAUUCUUUUCCCAUCCUUGACACACUUCCUGUCCUGUAAGGAUGGCCGAAAUGGUACUGAAAAUACGAAGGAACAAUUUGGGUUAUACGCCUUAGGCAUGCCCGCAGCUACUAAGCAGAGAUUAAAGUCGACCUCGGAGGACAGGAAUAACAAUAUAAACGCCACAUUGAAGCUUGUCGGAAGCUGUGACUGUGUUCCACAGAUGAAUGAGUGGUUAUGCCAGAGAUACCCUACGGCUGUGAACCCUCAAGAAAGCAGAACGUACACGCAAGUCCGGAACAAGAUCCGUCCCAGCAUCCUGAAACACCAGGACCGCCGCCACCGACGACUAAGUUUUGCUUUCAAUUCCUACUCUCCUCUGGAACUGAUGAAGUGUGCACAUGGCGGUCAGAACAGGGACAAAGUCAAAGAGACAGGUGAUGAAGAUUGCGAGGAACAACUUCGCGGACAUGGACCCCACCAUCGGUUUAAGAUCAGCAGAGGGGCAAGAGGUCAAUGUCAUGACCAGAAGGAUGAGUCGGAGGAACUGACGUGCCUUCAGCUGGCAGACACAAUUCUGGGCACGAAGUCUACAGACUGGACUCGCUGUUAUCAGCUGAGUCAAGCUAAAGUCAGGUACAUAGAUAUCCUCGAAAGGUCAGUUUCCUACCAGAAUGACGAGCGUGUAGGAAGGUCACCUGGAGGCGGAGCCUCACAAAGUGUGACGUCACGUGCAGGAGAUGUGGCACGACAGACUUCUUCAAGUUCCUCCUCAUCACACAGCCUGCUAGACCAGGCGGACGGAGACCCGCAAGAGGAGGCUACUCUCACGACGCGACAAAAAGUGUCGUGCAGCAACAAUGUUCGUGCUGCUGAUGGCGGUGGAAAAGCAAAUGAAACGAGGAACGUAUCAGCAGAAGACGAGAAAGAAGAAAAGAAAGCAUUCAUCUUUCCAUUGUUGCAUUCAGCCGACAAACAGAGGUCUGGGAGAGCAAAGGUCACACAGUUCACAAAGAGUACAGACGUUACACUUGACAAGGAUAUUACCCUCGACGCUUACGGUAUGUUACCCAAUAAUUUCAAGAAGCCAAUACUCAAAUCAUCACAACAGUUUCCGGUGAGCUCCCAGACCGACAAAGACUUCGUGCCUGGACAGUUAGCAACUGCGUACAACGCCAUGCAGCACGCAACUAGCAACAGCGUCACACGCAAGGACCUGCAACUACGUGGUAUGUCUGUGCAGUCCAUCAACAUGGGAGAUAACUGGAAUCAUUCUGCUCACGCAAACCGGAAAUGCGUCACGACUUGCGGCACUGCGGACCUCAAGAAAAGGGCCGUGCGUUUUAGUGUUUCUGAUCAGGUUUAUGAGUUUACACCAAGCGACCCAGUCAUCUUGUGAACGCUUCGAUGUUGUUGUUGUUUUCUGUCAGUGAGAUAGACUCGGACGUGGAGCCCACUUGAGGCUCUAGGAGACACUGUGUAUGUACAUAUGGAGAUGCUCUUGAAUGUUAAAUGUAGCCUUCAAAUAGUAUUCAGAACAACGCACGGAAAUCUUGUUCACACACACACCCACGCGCGCACACACACAUACACUUUAAGCAAGAUAUUUUGCAACCAUACGCAGACACAAAUGAAAAAAAUUAUUGACAUUUUCCGAUUUUAUUCAUUCUGUCUGUCGUUCAUCCGAUGCCACAGAACAGUCAGAAGUCGAUAACAACACACAGUAUGACACUACUGUUUUCUACCGAACAGGCAUCAGUGAUGAUCUGUGAGUGGAAAGCAUGCAUCUCGCAAAAUCUGAACACUGGUCUGUGUGCAUGCAAAUUUUACACACGCAUGACUUCAUUCCUGCCCAUAUGUUUGUGUGUUUGUAGCGCUGGUGUGUUGGGGAUUGUAGUGUGUUGGGUUCUUUUUGUUUGUUUUUUUUUUGUGAGAGAGAGAGAGAGAGAGUGCAACAUUGUUAUUUAUAUUGAAAAUGCAGAUUCCACCUACCAUCAAACAAUAGCAGGCAUAACAAAAGUGUCAACCAAAUAUAUAAAUAAACUUUUAGACAUUUUUUUAUCAGUAAAACUGUGAAACAAAAAUAUCUAUUAUUCUUUCCCUAAACGUGCCUUUCUGUGAGAAGAAAACUGACUGUGAAUUAAUACCCGUAUACCUUUAUGCAGCCAUCUAUCUUCACAUGGAACACCCUUCCCUCAAAUGUUUCGUAUACUUUUGUCAGAUAGUAAGUUAUUAGAACAACAUAUCACUGAUGUUGCCAUUAUUGGCUCUUGUCUAGAUAUGACAUCACAGCUAUUGAGUCAGCUUUUUGUUGUAUGCAACGUACCCGUAUUUUCAUUACAUGUUCACAUCUGGGAUGUUGAUAUAACAUAUGGAUUUAAAACACAUAGCUGACAGUAGCAGGGAAAUAACAGGUGGAAUGAUUGUGCUUAUUGUUUGUCUGUGUGUACGCGGGCUGUGUAUGUUUGAGCAUGCGCCUUCGCUCAUGUUUUGUGUGUUAGUGUUCACUGUCAUCAAGUUAGAGUUUUCAGGAAGAGAAGACAUGGACAGGAACACAUCAUGGUUGCGGUGUUGUUUAUUUUCAAGAAUAUCGGUGAAAGAUGUAUAUAGAUGCUAGGAUCCAUACAACCUUUCUUAUUCAUGUACAAAAAUUUGUUCCGAAUUAAAUCCUGAAUUGUUCACGUUUUUGUUGUGGUUACCUAGUGGCUUCCCAUGUUAAAAACGAGAAACUGAAUAGUCAGCUACUUUCAUCCUUUCGGGAAACUUCUUGGCUACUAAUGCAGCAUCCCAUGAUAUCGUCCAGUCACCUCCAUUAUUUUCUGAUGCCAAAGUACUGUCCAUGGAUCACGAUAGGUAAAGGAGCUUUACCUUUCUCUUGAUUCUUCUUUAGCAAAGUUUGAUAAACUUACUUUUGU
Messenger RNA from Pomacea canaliculata, 4624 nucleotides. RefSeq lists its product as uncharacterized. The record is from RefSeq and is a predicted model, not a curated record. NCBI's taxonomy places the organism in Eukaryota, Metazoa, Mollusca, Gastropoda, Architaenioglossa, Ampullariidae. The coding region runs from base 1270 to 3108 and encodes 612 amino acids. The transcript is spliced from 3 exons.